GACCUACGAACCAGCUCAAAGAUCAGCUCCGCUGAUGCCACCAAAAUACCCAGCACCCUUCCUACCGAGGCAUUCAAAUCCUCGGCCACUCUCUCAGGCCACAGAGAUCUUUGAUACUGAUUUCGAGUCCGAUUAUGAAGAUGAUUUUGACUACUCUGACGAGUCCCCAAGAAGAAGUCUAGCUACCGACAGUGUAACGACAAUAUCAACAUAUCGGGAUGUUCGUACACCGGACUCGCACAUGCUGGGAGGUAAUCACAUGAAUAAAAAUGAUGUUACUGUGAAAGGGCCAAGCGGGCCUCAUCUUUUCCGAGCGUCAAUGGACUCGACAGACCUGAAAUCGACUAUGGAAGUUGAUCUUGUCCUUGCUAAGACGCCGACGACUGCAACUUUCUCGGAGACACUAAAAUUAGAAGCCCCCGUGAAAAAGACCUACGACCUCCCCACCCGAGAAAGACCCCAGCCCAGGCAGGCGAAUUCCAUCAACAAUGCGGUAUCUAACCAAAACGAAGAAGCAGUCAAAAAAUGGACACCUAAGGAGGUCGCUUUUUGGAUGCAUACGGAAGGAUUUGACCACAGUCUUGUGGAGAAGUUCCUGAUGAACGACAUCUCAGGUUCAAUCCUUCUUGAACUGCGACCUGAAGAUCUUAAGGAACUCGAGAUACAAUCAUUCGGCAAGCGCCGUCGCCUCAUGAACUCAAUCCAAACUCUACGUGAUAGUGCCAGGAUGAGCACCGCCGGCUAUCGGACGUCUGGUAUAUCUGGGGAUGAGAGCUGGACCAGCGAAGACGAGUCAAAGUCGUCGUCCUCUGUACAACAGGCUUACCAAUCGGACGAUCAGCGUUCUUACACAGAACCGGAAGAAAUCCGACCAGGUGACUCCGCUUCCAUUGUGGCAAUUGAGCAAGUACUCCCCAAGGAACACAAAUGUUCUAAAGGAGAAAACUGUCGCAAGUGGCAGAGACAACAGCAGCUAUUAGCCCGACUAGCCCAGGAUUUACCCAAAGACAGUAUUCACAACGGCAAUGUCAUCGUGGCCGGUGAUCCUGGUAAUCCCAGAACUGCUCCCAAUCUCUUGCUGAAUAUCCCCGAUCAUGUUCCAUCUGUGGUAGCAUCCUCAGACCUCCUCGGUCCUCAACAAGUUCCACAAUUUGCCUUGAGCAAGGAGAAGCUCAGUGAAGUCCAACCCCGUGAUCCACAGGAAAGCAUCCGCCAGUACCUUAAUCUCCAGCACCUCUGCACUUCACCCGUCGAUGAUCCGGUUUCACCACCCCAAGAUAUUACUCCUGAUUCAUUCAAAUCGAGUCCCAAUCUCACGGAAAACUUGCGCACUCUUCCCAAAUUGACUAUCCCUAAUUCACAUGAGCCAUCUUCGAUUUUCUCAGCACAAAGGACAAUAACACCAUCUGUUCUACAGAAUCAGCCAACGUUCCCUCAUGAGCAAUAUCCCCACGCUUACGACCAGAUAGCCUCUCCUGGAAACUACUACAGGACUUCCGAUGACUAUCGUGCUGAUAUUUACCGUCAAGGCACUCCUUUCUCUGAAGUGGAUGUGCCAGUGACGGCCAUCCCAGCUGGUCCCAUAGAACGUGAUAUCACCCAGUCUGUACCUCCAAACAUGAGGUUUGGUCAUCAACGGAUGGUUCCCCUUCCGGAUCCUAUACUCCGCCCUUCAUCGACAAAGAACGAUCGCCCACUACGCAGGAACCAUCCUUUUAUCAACACGCAAGGGUUACAGUCCCUGGGACGCGUGGAAGAAGGCAAAGUGGCCGUUAUUGAAAGACCAGAAGACCUACAAGGUACAGGUCUAUUUCCCCGAACGGCAAACGACUUUGCACACAGUGGCUGGAUGAAGAAACGCAAGACGACUCGUCUCCUUCGCCAUGAAUGGGAAGAACACCAUUUCACACUCAAAGGUACUCAACUAGCCAUGUUCGAGAACGAGAGGGAUUCUCGGCGGGACUCUAGAGCUCUCGAGUGCAUUGAUGUGGAUGACUAUGCGGUCGCUUGCUCAUCACUCGCCUCGAGCUCUAAACUGAGUGCAGCCUUUAAGAAAACUUUGCUCAAGCGAAACAACACUGCAGCCGAUGAAUCAGCAUUUGCAUUCUCUCUCGUGCCUUCCAAAGAUAAGGACAAGGAGUCAGGUGUGGACCGGAAGGCUCUCUUCUUGAACGGCGGCAAGUCACAUCACUUUGCUGUUAAGACCAGAGACGAGCGCAUUGACUGGAUGCGAGAGUUAAUGCUCGCAAAGGCUCUGAAACGCGGUAAAGAAAGCGGUGAUUUGAUGAGAAUCAAUGGGAAUAUGAUCUAAUGGAUAAGUUGGAUCUCCCGAUUUGCAGUGCUUGGAUUAGAUUUUUCAUGGUGUUUUCUGGGAUCUCUUGACAUUUCAAACAACAAACGAUUUCUUUACUACUCCUUUCGCAUCUUUUUCCCUUUGUGAGUUGCGACAAUUCCUAAGAUUUAGGUUGCUUGUCCUGCGUUCAUUCAUAUGCUAAAUGUCGGUUUUAAACAUCUUCAAUGACUUCUAUGAAUUUCUCUUCCUUUUAUCGGUUUGGCGGAAUCCUGUCUUAAUAGUAUAGUCUCAGUCUCUCCUUUCGUAUCUCCUGUUUCCUUCAAAUGUAUCAAUUAGUUAUUUUAUACCCGACAGUACCAUGUGCUCAGAUCACAGUCUUUCACUGUUAGCUGGAUUUGGUGAUCAUGAGAUAUCUGGUAUAUCUCAGAGGGAGAAUGAUAGAAACCGAAGUUUGGACAAGAAUAAAAAAUAUCAAAUACCCACCACGUAUAACUUGCGUGUGACAUGCCUGACU
Messenger RNA from Talaromyces stipitatus ATCC 10500, 2807 nucleotides. Its product is annotated as SAM and PH domain protein (Boi1), putative. NCBI's taxonomy places the organism in Eukaryota, Fungi, Ascomycota, Eurotiomycetes, Eurotiales, Trichocomaceae. The transcript is spliced from 2 exons. Gene Ontology annotation, molecular function: protein binding. The coding region runs from base 35 to 2311 and encodes 758 amino acids. The record is from RefSeq and is a predicted model, not a curated record.